AUGGUUUUCGAGUCUCUUAUUUCCAUGUGGGAAACAGUCCAGUCUGGACAUGCAGGUCCUGAAUUACUUUUGGAUCCUCAACUAAAACUGUGGGCACUAAUACCGAUUUCGAUUGUUAUGAUAUUGGUCGACAUUGCCAAGCAAUGUGUCAUGGUAUUAGUCUCACCCAGCACAACUAGCGUUCCAUUGGUUAGACUCACCGAAAUCAUGCAUAUCACAAAGGCUAAUGCAAUCAUGGGUAACGGUAGUAAUCUCAGUUCUGAAUCUUUUAAGGUAAGACAAGAAUACCUCGCAAACGUCCUCUCAGAAGGCAAAUAUCUGGCUGUAAAACCUAACGAAGGCGAGAAUAAAAUAGAAAAUCCAUUUACUAGUGCAGGUUUGAGCGAAUCUAUGACCACAAUGGCUAUGGGAAACUUGGUUAAUUACAUUCCACAGACGGUUAUUAUGUGGUGGGUGAACUACUUUUUUGCAGGCUUCGUACUAAUGAAGCUUCCAUUUCCCCUCACUAUUAGGUUCAAGCAGAUGCUCCAGAGCUCCGUGCAAACCAACGACUUGGAUGUUCGCUGGGUCAGCAGUAUGUCGUGGUAUAUUAUUUCCAUGGGUGGGUUGACUCCAGUCUAUAAUGUAUUAUUUGGCGGUGAUGACCUCAGCAAAGUGGACGUCUCUCCAUUACAGGCACAAUUAUCUCAACCUCAGGUCGGAAUGCCAUCCCCUGCUGACCAAAUGAAGGCAUUAGCGAACGAUAUCACAGUUUUCCAGCAUAUUUCUGUUCUUGAUGAAGUCGAGGAAAGAGUUCUAAAGCUAUAUUCAUAG
Messenger RNA from Kluyveromyces marxianus DMKU3-1042, 813 nucleotides. RefSeq names its product ER membrane complex subunit EMC3 (gene EMC3). Gene Ontology annotation, biological process: protein folding in endoplasmic reticulum. The record is from RefSeq and is a predicted model, not a curated record. The transcript has a single exon. Lineage: Eukaryota; Fungi; Ascomycota; Saccharomycetes; Saccharomycetales; Saccharomycetaceae. Gene Ontology annotation, cellular component: EMC complex; membrane. The coding region runs from base 1 to 813 and encodes 270 amino acids.